GUCAGCCCUUUCAAGGUGACAGGACCUUGCGCUGCCCGGUUCAGUUCACUAAGCGUCGUUGCCUGUGAAUCUGCCGCCUUCCGCCGCCAGCUGCCUGCAUCCCUUCAGACAACCAUCUGUGCCACCACACUCCGACGCCCGAUCGAAUCAUUCCCAACGUCCUGCACAUCAUCUGAGCUCAUCUUUGCUUCGCUUUACUCUUCCCUCAAUUUAGCUACUGGAUGCUCUCUCCGACCGUGCUGCAUCUCGAGGAUUCCAUCGCGGGGCGCAUAUCGGCUGCAUCACGAUACCCCGCGACUGAUGUCAGCCACCAACGAAGCAUAUUACCAUGGCCACGCCUACAACCGCGAGCAAGGAGGCGCCGCCUCAAAACGCCGCAAAGGGGCCCGAGAUCAAAUAUGAGUACAUGUUCAAAAAGGACAAGAGUCCCACAGAGCAGCUCGAUGCGCUCCUGAGAGCCAUUGCUCGUCACAUUGCCCUCGAAAUUGGCGACAAGACCGAGUACACCCUGACGCCAGCGAAGCUUGCCGCCUUCUACAAGGCUGUCGGCGGCGACUAUGAUGCGUUGUUCGUCCAGAACGAGCACAAGUCGAUAAGUUGGAUGUGGCAGAUCACGGGCUGCCAACACAGUCUCAACCCAACCGACGACGACUUUGCGCCACCUUCGAUACCUGCUCUCACACCUAGGGGCUUCUGCCGCUGGGAGUCACUCGAGAUCCUCCUCGGUCCGGACGAACACGUUCCCUUCCUCCAAUACGCGGUCAAACACUUCAACCUGAAGCACCCUGAAACAGGUGCACCCUUCCCACCCAACCUGCCGAGGACAGUGUUCCCUCAAGAGCCAGACGCCGAAGUCGACCGGUGGCACAAGCACUGCGCUGCGCAGCUAAACGAGGCGGCAGCGAAAGAAGGCGCAACAGACGACCAGACGUCACCGGAGCCAAAGCCAGGCAGGACGAAGCCGGCAUCAGACCGUCCCGAAUUCACCGAGCCUAAAUAUGCCUACGUUCAUGUCAACCAUUCGAAUUCGUCGUCAGAACGCCAGCAUGCGCGUCCAGGCGCUCAGCGCGCGAGACCAUUUACCUACAGCCACGUGCCAGGAAGAAGCGCAAACCCUCCAGGCGUGCGUGUGCCUGCGCGCUCGCCCCAGCGAGAGCAUCGGGAGCCACCGCCUGAUGAUCGUGAGAGACGAAAGAGCUUCUCUGACUAUCCGUCGCCAUCUCAAGAUCGAACACCUGGCAGCUCACAUUCCAAUACGUACGCAUCAGGCCCUUUUCUUGACCCUAACGCAAAGCGCCCCACAAGCGGAUCUCGACGCCAUAGCCAUCCUCGACCCUACGAUACGGAUGAGUCUGAAAGCGAGCCGCAGCCGGCCCAUCAAGUAAGGAGACGACAAGCCAGUCCGCAGCCGGGCAGAAAGUACCCGCCGCCCUCUUCUUCGAGCAUUAGACCCUCGCGGUCGCAGCGUGGCGAAACGCAGGGUAAUGGCUUGAAACGACACAGCAACAAUAGCCCGUUAGGCAGUCUUAGAGGGAUGAUAAGUGAAAAGGUCUCUGGUGUUUUCGGGUCUAGUCGCCCCGCAGAGCGGCCAAGGACCGACUCGAGACAGAACUCAUACGCCGAUUCACCCCGUCCAAGGCGGAGUCCACAACGACCACCGCUCGCAUCUCGGGCCCAGCGAGGGGGUUUCUCAGAUAUUGACUCGGAAGAAACAUCCGAGCCAGAGACGAGCGGCGAGGAUCUACGCCGACGCAGGCGCAAGGACGAGAGGGUACGAGACGGUUACAAAGCAAGGCCGCCCCCGUAUGAGCUAGACCGCGAACUAGACGAUGACGUAGACUCGGGCGGUCGCAGAUACAGACCAAGCAUCCGCAGGCCCGAGGUCUACAGACGGACGAGCAGUCAUGCCGAUAUCGACCGUCGGCGGGAUCAAGCUGGCUUUGACCCCCGUGGUAGAGACAGGUUUCGGGACGACAGGAGACGCUAUGACAGGCGCUCACCCAACGAGGGCGGCUCCACCAGCCCUAUGACCGGAGUGACCGGAAGGCGAUACCCAGCCGACCCGGUGUAUACAUGAAUGGCAUGGAAGCGAUGGAUGGAUUAUGAUGGUACGAACAUAAGCAUUUUGCACCUGGCAGUGAUUUUCAUCAUGUCCAGUUCUUAUCCAUCGUUUGUUACUCCGGGAGAAGCUUGUGUGUUGAGUCGCAGACGUUGGGACCCCUCGACUCCUGGCUCGUCUUAGGCACCUACACCCUUUGCACAAGCGCAUGCGGCACAGCACUGCAGCUCGAUCCGCGUUCUCUUCAUCC
Molecule: messenger RNA, 2309 nt
Organism: Emericellopsis atlantica
Lineage: Eukaryota; Fungi; Ascomycota; Sordariomycetes; Hypocreales; Bionectriaceae
Product: hydroxyproline-rich glycoprotein DZ-HRGP
Exons: 4
Coding region: 329-2077 (582 amino acids)
Source: RefSeq, a predicted model, not a curated record